GGCAAAAAACCUUUGUGGAAAAACUGUAAUGCCUCUUUUUCAAUUUAAUGUCAAAACAACUCUUUAAUCACAAAUUGAUCGUUUUAUUUCACACAUGUACUGUACAAACAAAACCGUAAUCAAAAUUUCCCCAGAUAUUUUCCAUUCCUCAUUUAUUUAAACAGCCACGUGACUCAUGACCAUGCACUGAUACAGUCAGCGAAUAUGAUAACAAACGGUGGGACACUCGACAGCUGCAUGACUGGACAACGCGCACACGUCAACAGUAAAAACACGAACAGCGAAGGUUUGGCUGAGGCAUAAAAGAAGCUGAAAACGUCUGUGACUCUUCAGAAACGUUGGUGACGCUUCGCAGACAUGCUGAGGUUUUUGGUCUUGACAACUCUGGCAGCUCUGGGUAAGAAAACGAAACACUCACACGCGCACACACAAUAUGGAAAUGUUCAUUAUUGAUCCUCUUCCUCUCCAUCAGGCUACUCGCUGUCACCUUGUCACUCAUUUGAAGCUUAGUGAAGCUAAACGGAGUGCAGUGCAUUAUUCUGGCGCUUUCUUUCAACUAAAACUGAAAUGUCUCCUGUGUUAUCUUUUUCCACCAGUGCUGGCUGAGCUGGAGCCCCAGCCCAGGUACUUGGAGGACAGUUUGGAGAGGGUGGUGGGAGGUGAAGUGGCCCGGGAGAACUCCUGGCCCUGGCAAAUUUCCCUUCAGUACAAAUCUGGCUCCAGGUUUCACCACACAUGUGGAGGAACUCUGGUUGAAAGAGGCUGGGUCAUGACUGCCGCUCACUGCGUGGACCGCCAAAGGACAUGGCGUGUGGUUCUGGGUGAGCACGACCUGAACAGGAACAGCGGCAGAGAGCAGGUCAUGAGCGUCAGCCGCGUUUACAUCCACCCGAGAUGGAAUCCCAACAACGUGGCUGGCGGCUACGACAUCGCCAUGCUGCGUCUGUCCGGCGAGGCCUCCCUCAACUCUCAUGUGCAACUUGGCUCCCUUCCCCCCUCCGGACAGAUUCUGCCCCACAAGAACCACUGCUACAUCACCGGUUGGGGACUCACAUCCACUGGUGGAAACCUGUCCGCGCAAUUGAAGCAGGCCUUCCUUCCCCUGGUGGACCACAAGACCUGCACCAGCCCCAGCUGGUGGGGAGGCAGCAUCAAGACCACCAUGGUGUGCGCUGGUGGUUCAUCUGAGUCUGGAUGCAACGGAGACUCUGGCGGUCCACUCAACUGCCUGGUGAACGGAAAAUACUACGUACACGGCAUCGCCAGCUUCGUGUCCGGCUACGGAUGCAACGCUAUCAGGAAACCCACAGUCUUCACCCGUGUUUCCGCCUACAACGAAUGGAUGGACUCGAUCAUGAUGUAAACAAACAGAAGGACAGAACUCCGUAAUCAGUCCACCAUCUUACAAUCUUUCAAAAUAAAGCACAACUACAUAAUAUUGAGUGAUGACUCUUUCUUGUUAGCUAGGAAUUGAUGGUAGUAUUGAACCGAUUCC
Corythoichthys intestinalis (scribbled pipefish) is the source of this 1495-nucleotide messenger RNA. RefSeq names its product elastase-1-like. Gene Ontology annotation, biological process: proteolysis. Gene Ontology annotation, molecular function: serine-type endopeptidase activity. The record is from RefSeq and is a predicted model, not a curated record. The transcript has 7 exons. Lineage: Eukaryota; Metazoa; Chordata; Actinopteri; Syngnathiformes; Syngnathidae. Bases 434 to 1363 code for a protein of 309 amino acids.